Octodon degus (degu) is the source of this 4676-nucleotide messenger RNA. It is a transcript of the gene Myo1b, whose product is annotated as myosin IB. The coding region runs from base 162 to 3509 and encodes 1115 amino acids. The transcript is spliced from 30 exons. NCBI's taxonomy places the organism in Eukaryota, Metazoa, Chordata, Mammalia, Rodentia, Octodontidae. Gene Ontology annotation, molecular function: ATP binding; actin filament binding; microfilament motor activity. The record is from RefSeq and is a predicted model, not a curated record. Gene Ontology annotation, cellular component: cytoplasm; brush border; vesicle. Gene Ontology annotation, biological process: vesicle transport along actin filament; actin filament organization.
GCGCCCGCAGCCUCGCGGCGCACACGGACCUAAUUGCCAACGUGGGGAACGGAGCACGGCCCGCAUCCCGCUCUUUCCGCUCCCCCAGCUCCUCCCGCCCCAGCCGCCGCGAGCACCGAGACCCAGACCAGAGGCGCAGCGGCCCCGGCCAGCCGGAGAUCAUGGCCAAAAUGGAGGUGAAAACGUCCCUUCUGGACAACAUGAUUGGAGUUGGGGAUAUGGUUCUUCUGGAGCCUCUCAAUGAGGAGACCUUCAUCAACAACCUCAAGAAGCGCUUCGACCACAAUGAGAUAUAUACAUACAUCGGAAGUGUGGUUAUAUCAGUAAACCCCUACCGGUCUCUGCCGAUUUAUUCUCCCGAGAAAGUGGAAGAUUACAGGAAUAGAAAUUUUUAUGAACUGAGCCCGCACAUCUUCGCCCUGUCCGACGAGGCCUACAGAUCCCUCCGUGAUCAAGACAAGGACCAGUGCAUCCUCAUCACUGGGGAGAGCGGAGCAGGAAAGACAGAGGCGAGCAAGCUGGUUAUGUCCUAUGUGGCAGCUGUUUGUGGAAAAGGAGCAGAAGUCAACCAAGUCAAAGAGCAGCUCCUGCAGUCCAACCCGGUCCUGGAAGCUUUUGGAAAUGCCAAAACUGUAAGGAAUGACAACUCUUCUAGAUUCGGAAAAUAUAUGGAUAUUGAGUUUGACUUUAAGGGUGACCCACUCGGAGGUGUGAUAAGCAACUUUGCUGCUGUAGUGGUUCGAAGUGGGGUACCGGCGGGGGGUGCCUGGAACCAUGUGCGACACCAACAGCCAAUUUGCGUAUGUGACUCCACAGACAAACUUAAGCUGGAGCGGGAUUUCAGCAGGUACAACUACCUGAGUCUGGAUUCAGCCAAAGUUAACGGGGUGGAUGAUGCGGCCAAUUUCAGGACUGUUAGGAAUGCCAUGCAGAUUGUGGGCUUCAUGGACCACGAAGCCGAGUCUGUCUUGGAGGUGGUGGCGGCCGUGCUGAAACUGGGGAACAUUGAGUUCAAGCCUGAAUCACGUGUGAAUGGGUUAGACGAAAGCAAAAUCAAAGAUAAAAACGAGUUAAAGGAAAUCUGCGAGCUGACUGGCAUCGAUCAGUCCGUUCUAGAACGUGCGUUCAGUUUCCGAACAGUGGAAGCCAAGCAGGAGAAAGUUUCAACGACCCUGAAUGUGGCUCAGGAAGGGCAGGCGUGCCAGGGCUCAGAUCCAGGGCUUGUGUCCGCAGAGCUCCACCCUGGCGUCCGCAACGUGACUGUGAUGGGCCGGGGUGUCAGCGACAACAGCUUCGAGCAGUUCAUUAUCAACUAUUGUAACGAGAAGCUGCAACAAAUCUUCAUCGAGCUUACUCUGAAAGAAGAGCAGGAAGAGUACAUACGGGAGGACAUAGAAUGGACUCACAUUGACUACUUCAAUAAUGCUAUCAUUUGUGACCUAAUAGAAAAUAACACAAACGGCAUCCUGGCCAUGCUGGACGAGGAGUGCCUGCGGCCCGGCACCGUCACGGAUGAGACCUUCUUGGAAAAGCUGAACCAAGUGUGCGCCACCCACCAGCACUUCGAGAGCAGGAUGAGCAAGAGCUCGCGCUUCCUCAAUGAUACGUCCCUGCCCCACAGCUGCUUCCGGAUCCAGCACUACGCGGGCAAGGUGCUGUACCAGGUGGAAGGGUUUGUUGACAAGAACAAUGACCUUCUCUACCGAGACCUGUCCCAAGCCAUGUGGAAGGCCAGCCACACCCUUAUCAAGUCUUUGUUCCCUGAAGGGAAUCCAGCCAAGAUCAACCUGAAAAGGCCCCCGACAGCAGGGUCACAGUUCAAGGCAUCCGUGGCCACCCUGAUGAAAAACCUACAGACCAAGAACCCGAACUAUAUCAGGUGUAUCAAGCCAAACGAUAAGAAGGCAGCUCACAUCUUCACCGAGAGCCUGGUGUGUCAUCAGAUCCGGUAUCUGGGGCUCCUGGAGAAUGUGCGGGUGAGGCGGGCAGGCUACGCAUUCCGGCAGGCCUACGAACCUUGUCUCGAAAGAUACAAGAUGCUUUGCAAACAAACGUGGCCUCAUUGGAAGGGCCCGGCAAGAUCUGGUGUGGAGGUCUUGUUUAAUGAAUUAGAAAUUCCCAUGGAAGAGUAUUCCUUUGGCAGAUCAAAGAUAUUUAUCCGAAACCCAAGAACAUUAUUCACCUUAGAAGACCUGAGGAAGCAGCGGCUGGAGGACCUGGCCACGCUCAUUCAGAAGAUUUACCGGGGGUGGAAGUGCCGCACCCACUUCCUGCUGAUGAAGAAAAGCCAGAUUGUGGUCGCCGCCUGGUACCGGAGAUACUCGCAACAGAAGAGGUACCAGCGGACCAAGGCUUCUGCCCUACUGAUUCAGUCCUACAUCCGGGGCUGGAAGGCUCGAAAAAUCUUGCGGGAACUGAAGCAUCAAAAGCGCUGUGAGGAGGCAGCCACCACCAUCGCCGCCUACUGGCAUGGGACCCAGGCGCGAAGGGAGCUGAGACGGCUGAAGGAGGAGGCUAGGAAUAAACAUGCUAUUGCAGUAAUCUGGGCUUACUGGCUUGGAUCGAAGGCUCGAAGGGAAUUGAAACGCUUGAAGGCGGAGGCUAGGCGUAAGCAUGCAGUGGCUGUCAUUUGGGCUUACUGGCUUGGACUGAAGGUGCGUAGGGAAUACAGGAAGUUCUUCAGAGCUAACGCUGGAAGGAAAAUCUAUGAGUUCACCCUGCAGAGAAUCGUACAAAAAUACUUCUUGGAAAUGAAAAGUAAGAUGCCUUCCUUAUCGCCAAUAGACAAGAACUGGCCCCCGAGGCCUUACCUGUUCUUGGAUUCCACUCACAAGGAGCUGAAGAGGAUUUUCCACUUGUGGAGGUGUAAAAAAUACAGGGACCAAUUCACAGACCAGCAGAAGCUCAUUUAUGAAGAAAAGCUCGAAGCCAGUGAACUCUUCAAAGACAAGAAGGCUUUAUACCCAUCUAGUGUUGGGCAGCCAUUCCAAGGAGCGUACCUGGAAAUCAACAAGGACCCCAAGUACAAGAAACUCAAAGAGGCCAUUGAGGAGAAGAUCAUCAUCGCCGAAGUUGUGAGCAAAAUUAACCGUGCUAACGGGAAGAGUACAUCCCGGAUUUUUCUCUUAACAAAUAAUAACCUCCUCCUUGCUGACCAGAAGUCUGGACAGAUCAAGUCCGAGGUGCCCCUGGUGGAUGUGACCAAGGUGUCCAUGAGUUCGCAGAAUGAUGGCUUCUUUGCUGUCCACCUUAAGGAGGGCUCUGAAGCAGCUAGCAAAGGAGACUUUCUCUUCAGCAGUGACCACCUGAUUGAAAUGGCUACCAAGCUCUAUCGCACGACGCUCAGCCAAACCAAGCAGAAGCUCAAUAUCGAGAUUUCCGAUGAGUUCCUGGUGCAGUUCAGACAAGACAAAGUAUGUGUGAAGUUUAUUCAGGGCAACCAGAAAAACGGGAGUGUCCCAACCUGCAAACGAAAAAACAACCGCCUCCUGGAAGUCGCUGUCCCUUAGCCAGCGGCUCCUCUCCGCCCUCACGGACUGGUUCUCUGUGACAGUGCAAUUGGGUUUGGUUUUGUUUGGGGUUCAUUGUAUGUUUGGUUAUUGCCAGAGGCUCACUGUUAGGGUCUCUUGGCAAAAUAAAAGUAUUCGACUAAUCAGUUUUUACUAUUGGAAUAGUUUAACCCUUCCAUACACAUUCUAUCCUGGGGCAGGGUUGUAGAAACUAACAGUGUCUAUUUCGAUGUCAUAUGUGUUUCCUCUUUAGUAACCAUGUUAGGUCUUUAUACCCUAAAUCAGCAUAUUACUUAUAAAUCAUUAAUACAUGUAAGUGUAGAAAGUGGACUUAAAAGGUAGUGCAUUCAUUUAUCAAGUAUUUAUUGAAUGCCUAUUGAGCGGGGCACAGUGCUAAGCAGUGUAGAAACUUCCUCGGAGCCUGGGCACCGCGAGGGCCAUCAUACUCUGGCUGGUUUGCCUUAGCGACAGCUAAAAGGUUUAAAAAGCUUGAGACCAAAACAGUAACUGCAGUGCAUGGACAGCAUUGCGGGGACCCUGUAGCCUGAUUGUAGCCUGUGGAUGAUUUGAGGAGGGCUGGUCCUAAGAAGGAAGGGGACCGUGUGACAGCAGAACCCUUCUACAUUUUUUCUAUUGAGAAAAGAAAACUGACAUUUGAACUGGAUGCUGCAUCUGUUCAGAUCUCCUACAAUUACGUGUAACAGUGGAAAACAGAAGUCCCCUUUCUAGAAAAGGUGCCAGGAGCAGUCCAGCGAGAUGCGGAGCUUGCUGGUUCUGCUCCACAUCCUGCAGGGUCCUCCAUAAACUGUCUUUGGGGUUUUCACCCAGAUGGGUGUAGCUAUUUUUCCAGCUCACACAGCAGAGAAAGGCCCGAGCCUUUCCAAGCGGCAGGUAUUCUGGAUGAGGUGCAAUAAAACAUCGAGAGAUCUUUUGUGAACGUUUUAUUUAUAAUACACAUUUUUGUAUGGGAGAGGUUGUUAGGACAGGGUGCAUAUUUUAAUAGAGGAUCAAAAUUUGUGUUAAUUUGUAGGGCUAUUUUUCCUUGCAAUUUAAAGAUUCAUUUUGGAAACUACAUUUUAAACUUUGGAAUCAAAUUGUUUCUUCAGGAGGAUGAUGUUUAUAUACAUUGGUGUUCUGUAAUAAUAAAAUUGUUCUAAAUCGGUGCCA